CGGAACAGAAUAGAACAGGAGGAGCUUGGUAAGGAAGGAGAAAGUAAAGAAUAACGUUGGAAGGAUGCUCUGCUCACUCAGGUGGGCUUCCCCCCUUUUCAUUUCUUCUUCUCUCUCUCUAUCAAGCUAGCCGUUUUCUUCAUCUUUAGCUUCUCCUCCUCUCCUUCCCUAAAACAAUCAAAAAGCAGAAAACUUUGAUGCCAAUACAACCUUCCCUCCUCCUCUCCCUCUCCUUUUCCAAUAUAGAUACAUUACCCACAUUUCCCUUUCACUCUACCUUUACAGGAAUAGGGAGAGAGAAAGAGGAGUCAGAGAAACCCUGAAGAGAAAAGGAAGGUCUUGACUCCCUCCUCUAAUCAUCAUUUAGACAGACAGAGACAUAGCAGCAGGGUUAGAGUUGUUGGGAGAAAAGAUAAACAAAAGAAAGAUUUUGAAUUUGGAAGGAGAGAAAAAGUUUGGCUGAUUGCUGUUGGAAUUUUUGGGUUGGGAAUGGGAUCUUCAUCAGGGCAAGGUUCAGGUGGUGGGUAUGAUCUAUCGUUCAAGAUCCUGUUGAUUGGAGAUUCUGGUGUGGGUAAAAGCAGCCUUCUUGUCAGCUUCAUUUCCAGCUCCGUUGAGGAUAUUGCUCCCACCAUUGGUGUGGACUUCAAGAUCAAGCAAUUAACUGUAGCUGGGAAGAGAUUGAAGCUCACAAUUUGGGAUACUGCUGGGCAGGAGAGGUUCAGGACUCUAACCAGCUCUUACUACAGAAAUGCCCAAGGAAUCAUUCUUGCAACUUCUGAUAACCGUACUGCAGUUUACGACGUGACUCGGAGAGAGACAUUCACAAACCUCUCAGAUGUGUGGGCUAAAGAAGUCGAGCUUUACUGCUCAAAUCAGGACUGUGUCAAGAUGCUUGUUGGCAACAAAGUUGACAAAGAUUCUGAAAGGGCUGUGACCAGAGAAGAAGGCAUGGAGCUUGCCAAAGAGCACGGAUGCUUGUUCCUUGAAUGCAGUGCUAAAACUAGGGAGAAUGUCGAGCAAUGCUUUGAGGAGCUCGCCCUGAAGAUAAUGGAGGUUCCUAGUCUGUUGGAGGUAGGAUCUACAGCAGGAAAGAGGAACAUUCUAAAGCAGAAAUCGGAUCAACAAAGUCCUCAAAGCGGCGGCUGUUGCUCUGGAUGAUGUGAUUGGUGGAUUUAUGUAUAAUGGGUUUGUUGUUUGUUUGUUGUUGAAUGUUUGAUUCACUUUGACCCAAAAUCCAUCAAACUGAUUAAUGUAUAUGAGAUCAGGCAUUGUUUUCUUUAUUUCUUUCUCUGUGAUUUCAAGGGUGCCUUUUGGAGAGUUUCUGAUUAGUUUGUACCAUUGCCAGGAAAAAAAGGUAGGGUUAGAGAGUGCACUAAGAAGUAACAUAUACUAGAUUGUGUACAUUUGAUUGGUGAGUUCCACUUUUUGGUCAAUGCAUUCCAUUGAUUCAGUUAAUGCAUGGCUGUCAUGUUUCUUGCUUGUUUCUUCCCAGCUGAGGGGGCAUGGAACUCCGUGAAUCAUGAGCUUCCUAGAACUUGCUACCAGCAUGUUAAGUGGAUGGUGGGCAACAAUUCAUUCCAAUCUGAUCACGAACCAAUAUCGAAUCAAAACAGCCCCUCUUGAGAGAGGGUGGCUGAUGAAUGAGAUUCUAAUGAAGCUCA
Molecule: messenger RNA, 1661 nt
Organism: Linum tenue
Lineage: Eukaryota; Viridiplantae; Streptophyta; Magnoliopsida; Malpighiales; Linaceae
Source: the annotation of a GenBank genome assembly